This is a messenger RNA of Andrographis paniculata, 1612 nucleotides long. RefSeq lists its product as uncharacterized. The record is from RefSeq and is a predicted model, not a curated record. The transcript is spliced from 3 exons. Gene Ontology annotation, molecular function: acetylglucosaminyltransferase activity. Bases 92 to 1492 code for a protein of 466 amino acids. Lineage: Eukaryota; Viridiplantae; Streptophyta; Magnoliopsida; Lamiales; Acanthaceae.
AUUCACGUAUAAGAUCAUGAUCAAUUAAUGUAUGUAUGUAUGUAUGUACGAUUUUCACAAUUUGACCUGAUUAUUAAUCCUUGCCAAAUUAAUGGGUUCUUCGGAUUUAUGGAAAACCCUAACGUUUUCUACUUUGUUCAUUUGCUUGAUUUUCAUUUUUCUGACCAAUUCGAAAAACCACGAUCUCUUCCCUUUCCACGGUGACCCAAUCUCUUCUUCAUUCUCAGCCGUCGAUCGGUCCGGCGACACUCCGACGGAUCUCCGCCACGUGGCCUUCGGACUUCUUGGCUCCGAGAAAGCCUGGCAUCACAGAAAAGCUUACAUCGAAUCAUGGUGGAGGCCGAAUGUGACACGUGGACUCCUCUACUUGGACAAACCACCCACCGGCGGCGACCUCCUGCCGUGGUCCGCCGCCUCGCCGCCUUUCCGGGUGUCGGAAGACCUGACGGCGUUCGUCGCGGAGACGCGCGCCGUCGCCCCGAUAAUGAUCCGGAUGGUCCACGGGAUUAUGGAGGUGUUCAGGGAAAUGGACGGCGGGGAUCUCCGGUGGGUGGUGAUGGGCGACGACGACUCUGUGUUUUUCGUCGACAAUAUCGUCGAUUUUCUGGCGAAGUACGAUCACCGGAGGUAUUACUACUUUGGGGGGCAGUCGGAGUUCGUGAUGUCUAAUUAUUGGUUCGCGUUCGACCAGGGAUUCGGCGGCGCCGGAUUCGUGCUGAGUUAUCCGCUGGCGAAGGACCUCGCCGACGGCAUGGAGAAUUGUCUCCGGCGACACGCCGGCGAGAAUUCAGCUGAUUUGAUUACGAUGCAUUGUGUCGCUGAUCUGGGCGUCAACCUCACUCCACUCAAAGGGUCCCACCAGAUCGAUUUACAUGGCGACAUUUCCGGGCUGCUGUCGGCCCACCCAAAAACGCCAUUACUCUCCCUCCACCAUCUCGACUUGGUGGAGCCAAUUUUCCCGUCCAUGGACCGUUUCGACUCCACGCGCCACCUCAUGAAGGCGGCGGCUGCCGACCAGUCGCGGAUGCUGCAGCAGACGAUUUGCUACGACCGGCGCCGGAGUUGGUCGGUUUCAGUCGCCUGGGGCUACUCGGUCAACAUUUACGAGACCAUCAUUCCCCGGAGUGAGUUGCAGAAGCCUGUCGAGACCUUCCAGCCCUGGUCGCCGGCGCGUCGCCCGCCGCCGCUGUACAUGUUCAACACGCGCCGCCUAUCGAACACCUCCUGCGAGUCUCCCCACGUCUUCUUCUUGGAAGAAGUGACGAAGGUUCCGACGGGCAGGAUUCUCACGGCCUACGCCCGGGCGGCGCGGCGAGGCCUGCCUCCGUGCCACGGCGAUGCCGCCGAUUCCGUCUCGAAGAUUCUCGUGGAUUCUCCGGCGGGGAAGCGGGUAGAGAUUGAUCGAAGUGAAUGCUGCGACAUUGUUGGUGUGGAUGGUGACGUGGCUAAGGUCAAUUUCAGAGAAUGCGCCGUUGGUGAGGUUAUUGCAUAAUAAUCAUAUCUCUAUAUAAAAAUCAAAAAUAAAUUUAUUAACCUUUGUCCUCUAAUUAAAUAUACAUUUUUGUCACUUUAUUUGUUUAAAUACAAUUUAUGUAUUUUUAUGAUAAAUAUG